UACAGUUUGCUCUCUGGUCGGACGGCGCGCCGACGCGAUGCUUCGCUCCCUAGUCCGCUGCCAUGCGCUCCCUCCGUCGACGCAACUCCGUCGCGUCCUCUUCUUCUCCACCGGAACUUCCGUGUCCUCCUCAGGCGUCACUGCUUCUCCCGAUCCUCACUUCAUCGUCGAAUACCUCAUGAAUACAUGCGGGUUCUCCGCCGACGAUGCCUCCAAGGUCUCUAAGUUUUGCCCUCGUAUUAAGUCCACAGAGAAGGCUGACGCCGUUCUUGGAUUCUUCAGAUCUCAGGGCCUUGAUGAUACUAAUCUGAGAAGGAUAAUAGCUUGGAAACCAGGAUUGCUCGGCUGGGAUGUGGAGACGAACCUUGCUCCAAAGUUUAAAAUUUUGCGCGACAUGGGAUUAUCUGGGUCCGACAUCAUCGAUAUCAUUCGGCGGCACCCUAUCGCUAUUGUCUCCAACAGCAAGAUCCCGCUUCUCCUCCGAUUUAAGGUUUGGGAAAGCUUAUUGGGAUCGAAGGAGAUCCUCCUCAAGAAUCUCCGGAGGUGUGGAUGGUUUUUUAGCAGCAACAUUGAGAAUGUAGUGCGCCCCAACAUGAACUUCUUACGGGAUGAAUGUGGUAUUCCUCAAGACCGGAUUUCCCUUGUCAUUAAAAGGCACCCCAGCUUCAUCGCGCAGAAUCCUCAAUCCCUCCGGGCUUUGGUAGAUAGAGCUGAGGGGAUUGGAAUUCCCCGUGAAUCUAAAAUGUUCCUUUGGAUUCUUGAUGUGCUGCACGGGGUCAGCAGGGAAAAAUUUGAGGCCCAUGUAAAGAUCAUGAACAGGUUUGGUUGGUCGAACUCGGAUUUUGUUUCUGUAGUCAAGAAGCAUCCAACUUUUUUAUGUCUUUCAACAGAGGUAUUGCAGAGAAAGAUGGAAUUUUUAGUUAAGGAUGUUGGAAUGGCACCUUUAGACAUUGCUAAGAAGGCAGUGGUUUUACGAUUAGGUUUGGAAAAGAGGUUAAUUCCUCGAUUUCAUGUGAUGGAGAUUUUAAAAUCUGAAGGGUUAUGGACUUCACAGAUGAUGUUAUCUACGUUUUUCUCAUCGCCGGGACCAAAAUUUUUGCAGAAGUAUGUACUCCCUUAUAAAGAUAAAUUACCCAAACUGCUUGAAGUCUUGUGAAUUGUAGCUGAGUUUGAGAGGAAUAUCCAACAGGGGUUUAUUUGGAAAAAUGGAGGGGGAGCGGUCUUGAUUUCAACUGCAAUAAUUUCACUAUUGGAUUGGAUUUACAACUGAACUAUCUCCAACUAGCUAGAAGAAUCUUCAUGGAGAUGAUGAUGCAGGGAGCGAUAAUACUCUACUUGAAUCAUUCGACCUCUGGAGUGGACGCACCGUCUCCAACCACAUGAAGAACUUUAGUGGAGACGAUGGAGGGAGCGACACUUAACUAUGUUGAUCAAAUGAAGAAAGUUCUCAUUUCUACUCGGACCAUCCCACUCCCAGCCUAGAUGCUAUUAUUGAAACACCUUCAAUCGCCAGAAAUUCUGCUCAUUUCUUUUCUUUAUCUUUUGU
Messenger RNA from Zingiber officinale, 1546 nucleotides. Its product is annotated as transcription termination factor MTERF8, chloroplastic-like. The record is from RefSeq and is a predicted model, not a curated record. Gene Ontology annotation, molecular function: double-stranded DNA binding. Gene Ontology annotation, biological process: regulation of DNA-templated transcription; chloroplast organization. The transcript has 2 exons. Lineage: Eukaryota; Viridiplantae; Streptophyta; Magnoliopsida; Zingiberales; Zingiberaceae. Bases 38 to 1156 code for a protein of 372 amino acids. Gene Ontology annotation, cellular component: chloroplast.